AUGCAGAGUUUGUAAUCUGAUCUAAAAUAUAUACGUGACGCUCUUACUCUAUUAAUCGAUAAGCUCAUACCUUUUAUAGAACAGAAGCAAAUACUUUAAUUUUGCAAGGUAUUAAAAAAUAAAGUAUCUGAUGAUAAAGUGACUCCCUUCUCGAUAUAUAUGGAAACUUAGAAAAACUUUGAACUAAGUUAAGUAAAACCAAUUAGAUUGAAUAGUACUACAGAUGAGAAGUUUACACAUUCAGUUCUCUGUAAAAUAAGGUAGGCAUAGAUUGAAUUUAAAAAUAAUACUCAAUAGUUCACAUCAAUUUAUAAUUCAGUGAAAGAGAAUGUAGAAUCUGUUUAUGUUACAAGUUAAGAAUUAUAAACAAUGAUGAAUGAAAAAUAAUUAUAAAGUAAAGUGGAAUAAAGACAAGAUAAAAUAAGAAGAGUCUCAAUUUAUAGUAAAUAAAAUAGGCAAAAAACAGAUAAAGAUAUUUAAGAAGAAAUGCCAAAGGAAUAUAAAAAUGAGAUAAAAUAAGAAUAAAAUAAGGAGAUCAAAUCUGAUAACAAAAAAAUUGGUUAAAAAAAUGAUAUAAAAGUUGAAACUAAAAUAGAGAAGAGAGAUGAGGUCAGAUCAGAUUCAAAAUAUUCUUUCGAAGGAUCUAAGAAGGAUAUAUGUACUACUUAAGAUAUAUUAUAAAACUAAAGGAUUAAUCAUCAAAAUUAAUCACAACAGUAAAUUAAAUUAGAGAAACCCUAAUCUUAAUUAUCUCCUAUGAAUUAUUAAUAAGUGAAAUCAUAGAAUAUAUCACCUUAACCAUCAUAUAAUUAUAUUCAUACACCACCUCAUUCAUAUACAUAGGUCCCUUUAUAAAAAAAUUCUCAAACUAGCAAUUUCACUUAUAUUCAAUAAUCAUCCUAAUAAUCAGGUUAGAUUUUAUUUACAUAAAGUGAUUAAAAAUAAAAUUCUUAAAUUGGAUCCUAUGUUCCAAAUUAUGAUUUAUUAGCUAGAGUUGAUUAAUUACUUUAAAAAACUAAAAGUAAUAUUUAAACAUAAAAUACAACUCCAUGCUUAACAAAUAGAAUAUGA
This is a messenger RNA of Paramecium pentaurelia, 1071 nucleotides long. Lineage: Eukaryota; Ciliophora; Oligohymenophorea; Peniculida; Parameciidae. The record is from the annotation of a GenBank genome assembly.